Molecule: messenger RNA, 931 nt
Organism: Nematostella vectensis (starlet sea anemone)
Lineage: Eukaryota; Metazoa; Cnidaria; Anthozoa; Actiniaria; Edwardsiidae
Exons: 7
Coding region: 166-774 (202 amino acids)
Molecular function (GO): protein binding
Source: RefSeq, a predicted model, not a curated record
UAUAUGCUAAUAAGAAUUUUCAUCAAUGAGUACCGGUACAUAUUAUUAUGGUCUUUGCUGUCAUCGUAGCAAAAUCGUAGUGUGAGUCUAUAAUCUAUCUAACAAAGCUUUCGCUUCUAGACACCAGAAACAGCCGUGUGUUUGUGAAACUCAGAUCGUUGUAAGAUGCCGAUCCCUGAAGCUCAAGAGGUGUUGAAUUACUGGUUCGGAGGACCCGAGAGAGACCCCUCUAAGAGGGCGAAGUGGUUUGGCGGGGGUGAGGCGGGCGAUAGAGAGGUCAAGGAUAAGUUUGGCGAUUUGGUGGAAAAGGCACGAAAUGAUGAGCUAAAACACUGGGAAGAAGAUGCUGAUGCAACCCUGGCUCUGAUAAUCCUACAGGACCAGUUUUGCCGCAGCAUUUACAGGGGGACUUCAAAGGCAUUUGACAGAGACCCUUACUGCGUGAAGCUCGCUGAGAAGUUCCUAGAAAAGAAGACACAUGACCAUGAAAAGUACCAGCCUACCGAGCGAUUCUUUAUGUAUCUGCCGUUUGAGCAUGCAGAGGACAAAGACCUUCAGGCACGUUCUGUUCAUCUGUUCGAGAAACUUCUGGAAGAUGCUAAAUCAACGCCUGACGCGAAAUCAGCAGAGUUUUGGUUUGACUUUGCUUCAAAACACAAGUUUGUAGUUGACAAGUUUGGUCGUUUCCCGGCGCGCAACAAGGCUAUAGGCAGAGAAAACACACCAGAGGAGCAAGAGUUCCUGGACAACCCUCCACCUGGGUACAAGUGGUGAUAACCCUUCCUGGAAAUGGCACUUCUUCGAGCCAGGACAAGGACUGGAAAAUUACGCCUGGUAUGCACACACGUGCCUGAGAUGGCAUAGAAACACAACUUGCAGCUGCACGAGUAUACAAUCCGGAAUAAAAUAAAAUAAAGACUCAAUCGCAAUA